This is a messenger RNA of Amborella trichopoda, 3127 nucleotides long. The record is from RefSeq and is a predicted model, not a curated record. Lineage: Eukaryota; Viridiplantae; Streptophyta; Magnoliopsida; Amborellales; Amborellaceae.
ACAAUGAAAUUGUUUCCUCAGGCCAUGCAUUUUAUGUGGCAUUUGUGGGAUAGAAACUCUUUGUUUGUGACAUCUGGUAGAAUUGAGGGGAAGUAUCAGUCUAUCAGGAUAAGUACUUGCAUUUUGCUAAUGUAGUAGAGGCAUUUGUAAUUAUAUACAUUCGGUGUAUUUUGUUCUUAUGUGCAUGUAAAUAUAGCUUCUUAUUUUGUAUCUUCUUCACUGGUAUAUGAGCUGGCAUUGUUAUGUUACUGAAUGAGAAUCAUAUAAAUAGAUUUCUCCAUUCUACCUCUAAAUGUUCUUUUCCAUGUGUGUUGUUUCAUAAUAUUUGGAAUCUGCUUUGUCUUACAAAAAACUGGUAUUAAAAAAUGGGUGUACGUCUUAUGUUUUCCCUUGCAACUUCUGGUUCAUCUAAUUAUAAUUUUGUGAUUUUGUUCAUGUAAUCUAGUCUUUUGGUUUAUUGCUCAGAAUGCUAAGAUGCACUUCAUGGACACCUUUUUGUAUUUUUGAAAAGGAUGCUCUUCUUGGACACUGAUAAGCCAUGUCUCCUUAGUCUUUUAAAGAUUAUCAGAAGAAGUUAUUGAAAUGGAGCAUGAAUUAAUUGAUCUUCAAAAGCAUAUAUCUACCCAGGGGAUUCUUGUACAAGAUUUAAUGAGAGGUGUUUGCCGUGAAUUGGAAGAAUGGAAGAGUGGGGCAUUUGAGGCUAAGCAAGAUCUUCCCUCCUAUGAAAUUGAAGACUUCCCACCUAAUCAGAUGCAAGACCCCAAGACUGAAUUCUUUGACACCAUAGACGUUCUUUUAGCCGAGCAUAGAUCAGAAGAAGCCCUAGCUGCUCUAAAGUCAGAAGAGGAAAAAAGCCAAGAGUUGCUCGAGUCAAAGGAUAAUUCAGUUUCUUCAUAUAAGCUUGCUUUUCUGAAAAGGAAGGAAAUGCUUUCAGAACAGCUGGUUGAAAUUGCAGAGCAGCCCUCUUCUGGUGUUCUUGAACUGAAGAAAUCAUUACUUGGGCUAGUUAAGCUUGGAAAUGGUCCUUCUGCCCAUCAGUUAUUGUUGAAUGCAUAUGGAUCGCGCCUCCAGAAGAGCAUUAAUGGUUUUCUUCCAUUGUGUUCAAUAUACCCAGGAACGUACUCAGCCAGUCUAUCGCAGCUUAUAUUUUCAACAAUCUCAGUUGCAUCAAGGGAGUCUAAUUCUAUAUUUGGAGAUGCUCCCCCCUACGGCACGAAACUUAAGCAGUGGAUUGAGUGGGAAUUAGAGUCUAUGGUUCAGUUAGUGAGAGAAAAUGCACCUUCAUCAGAGACCCCAAUCGCCCUUCGUGCUGCCACUGUUUGUGUUCAGGCUAGUCUCAGUCACUGCUUGAUGUUGGAAUUCCUAGGGCUGUCUUUCUCUCAGUUGCUUUUAAUCCUUUUAUGUCCAUAUAUGGAAGAGGUCUUAGACAUGAAUUUCAAACGAGCUAUGAAUGUGGUUGUGGACUUUGCAGUGAACGAUGACAUGGUGCUCUCAUCACCUCAGUUCUCAUCUCCAUUUACACCAUCAAAUAUUAUGGUAACUAACAGUGGAAAAAAAUUUAUAUCAGUAAUUCAGGAAAUUGUUGAACAGUUAACACCAAAUGCCAUUCUUCAUUAUGGAGGAAAUAUUUUGUACAGGCUGGCUAAGUUGUUUGAUAGCUACAUAGAUGCACUGAUUAAAGUCCUUCCUGGUUCCUCUGAAGAUGAUAACCCUUCAGAGAACAAAGAUAACAUAAAUUUCAGGGCAGAAACAGAUGCUCAGCAGCUUGCUUUAUUGGGCACCGCCUUUACUGUUGCUGAGGAGCUUUUACCAAUGGCAGUUUCAGGUAUUUGCAGUCAAAAAAAUGAAGGUGAUGAGCCAGUGAGUAUGUCCUCUGAUAAUUCCAAUCUUCUACCGGGUAAUACUAUCGAAUUGAAAGAUUUGAGACGCCAUCUGAAGCCAUCGCUUGAUAAGCUUAGAGACCAUUAUUGUCGGCAUUAUGUGUUGAGUUUCAUUUAUUCAAGUGAUGGAAAACCGAGAUUAGAUGCUCGACUAUAUUUGAAUGGGAAAGCUGAAGAUUUGUUUUGGGAUUCAGAUCCACUGCCUUCUUUACCUUUCCAAGCAUUAUUUACGAAAUUGCAGGAGUUGGCAAGUGUUGCUGCAGACGUGCUGAUUGGGAAAGAAAAAAUUCAGAAAAUUUUGCUUGCAAGGCUAACUGAGACUGUGGUCAUUUGGUUAUCUAAUGAACAAGAUUUCUGGGAAGUGUUUGAGGAUGAAUCUGUGCAUCUGCAACCAUUUGGAUUACAACAAUUAAUUUUCGACAUGCACUUUAUUGUUGAAAUAGCGGUGUGUGGGGGUUACCCUUCUCGACAAGUGCGCCAAAUUGCACUCGAAAUAAUCUCACGUGCUAUUGGGACCUUUGCGACUAGAGGCAUAGAUCCUCACAGUGCCCUACCUGAAGAUGAGUGGUUUGUCGACAUGGCAAAGGCAGCAAUAAAUCGAUUUUUAUUGGGAACUCCCGAGUCAUCAGAAGUUGAUGAACACAAUGAAAUUCCAAUUGAAGAGUCUGAUUUGUCAGAAAUCGAUGAAGACCAUGUUGCUGAGACUGACAGGAAAUUAGAGUUAUCGGAUGGGCAUAUAAAUUUAGAGUUUGAAGGCUCUGAUUUUGAUGAAGAGGUUAAUAGCUCAUGCAGUAUAGAGUCAGGGGAGUCAUUUGCCUCAGCUCGCAUGGAUGACAGUGCGAGCCCAUCUUCCUUAACCGACCCCGAAACCUGAUGAAACAUAUCACUCAGAGGUGAAACCCUCUCUCUAACCAGGACAAGACCUCAUUUAUCCAUCCAAAAUUACCUCUGUUAUUUACAGAUGAGACCUCUUCUCUCACCAUCAAAAAAUGUUUGGCUACGAGUAAGAAAAAGUGCCAUAUGCAGAUCCAUGCAUGGAUGCUCCAUGUUUGUGAUUCGUGAUUGAAUGGGAAUCGCAUUUUUGUUAAGGAUGUGUCCAUCCAUGUUAGGACAAGUACUGUACAAUAGUUGAUCGUUUGAGAUUAAUCCGGUUGUUGUUAUGUAACAUGUAAAUUAUUCUAGCAAUAUGGUUCAAGGGCGCUUGUAGUGAGACUAAUGGAGGUGACAAAAGAUGUCAUUGCUCAGUA